Messenger RNA from Cylicocyclus nassatus, 593 nucleotides. NCBI's taxonomy places the organism in Eukaryota, Metazoa, Nematoda, Chromadorea, Rhabditida, Strongylidae. The record is from the annotation of a GenBank genome assembly.
AUGGUUUAUUUGAUUUUUAUAAACGAGGCUCACAAAGAGCCGACCACUCUUAACGAGUACGGUAGCCUACCGUGCAAAAACGAUUCGACAACUGCUUUAUUCGCAUUUGCUUUAUCUUUGUUGCUACCAAUUCAAGAAUAUCAAGCUAAGUGCAGUGCUUUUGGAGUCCUAUUUGCGCAACUCAUUAAGAUCAACAACGUAGGGAACGAUUCUUUUUCAAGACGGGCAAUGCUAACGUCAGAGCUGAAUCACUUUCUGUUAAUCCUUACCGCCAUUGUCACCUGUAUAGCCUUGGUAUUAGUGCUAUACAUUUACUGCCAUUAUAAAUGCGGUUUUUGUCGUCGAAAACAAAAACACUCAUCAACACUGCCAGAAGUACGAAUAACAAUGCAUAAUGAUGCAAAGAGACCAUUAUCGGUGGAUUCGCCGGAUAUUGAUUUUAUCGAUUCACGAAAUACAAAUUUGGUCUCAUCGACCGUACGAGUCUCAUCAGUGCACAAUACACCACAUCAACUCUAAGUACCUUCAUCGAUCCUUCAUAAAUCGCCUUUAUGUACAGCUUGCAAUAAUUUUGUAAUAAAUCAUAUCAUUGC